Molecule: messenger RNA, 3292 nt
Organism: Salmo salar (Atlantic salmon)
Lineage: Eukaryota; Metazoa; Chordata; Actinopteri; Salmoniformes; Salmonidae
Product: chromatin assembly factor 1 subunit A
Biological process (GO): nucleosome assembly
Cellular component (GO): CAF-1 complex; nucleus
Source: RefSeq, a predicted model, not a curated record
CGCCAAAUCUGACUGACGACGGGCGCGAGGCAGCAAGGAGAUCCAAAGGGAGCGUGUGUGAGAUGCGGAAGGAAUAACAUGUAGCUACUUAGUCUUAAAAAUAGUAAAACCCUGUCAACUGUAAAGUAUAUUUUGCAGAAUAACAGUGUUACUCUGGAAGACCUGUCAAUAUUGCGACAUCAUAUGGUUUUGUUAUAUUGCCACUGUUUUCCACUCAAGGAUAUCGAAAGUGAGGGGAAGUCUCGGAUGGUGAUGCUGGCGACGGAAGAUCCAUCCGUGGACGGGCAUUUAGCAUCCACUCCACGGAGGAGAGGUAUGGAUGGCAAAGUCAAACCCAGCAAUACCAAUAAGAAGCUUGUUCAGGCUCGCCUUCCAUUUAAGCGUCUGAACCCAGAGCCAAAAGAGACCAGUGAACCCAAAAUAACUCGUGCCCUACCCUGCCCAGAGCCUGGGCUCUCAGAUGGGGAGAAUGAAUCUGAAAGUUCCCCGCUACCCAUGCGUCACGGACCAGCACUGGUUAACGGCCGCGGACCCCUGGAUGGAUUCAUGAGUCACAGCAGCCAAACUUCCCCAGACAAAAUAAUAGUUGUUGUUCUCACUGAGGACUUCAAUUCAACUGACCCUCUAAAGCAGCAACCUGUGACACCCAUUUCUGCCUCGUGUCCUCCCACCAAAAACAACCACCAGAGCAAAACCCUGAGUGCUGUAACGGCCACCAAAACAGAUCACACUGCCAAAACAGGGCCCUUAGACUGCAAGGUGGGGGAUGAACAGGAUGGGGAGGAGGAGCAGGAAGGGGAGGACACUGCAUCAAUCUCACAGCUAGAUACAACACAGGGAUCUGACAUAGAGGAAGAAGAAGAGGAAGAGUCUGUCAACCCUGAUAUGUCCAGUCAUGGGAAUGGGUCCAUGCUGUCUCCUUCAUCCACCAGCUCUCUGUCAGCGGCCGAGAGCUCCCCAGAGGCUGCCAAGACGGAGAACAAUCCUACUGUCGCGGAGCCACAUUCCACCCCUAAAAUAGAGCAGAAAACAGUGAAAAGACGCUCUAUAAAGAGUUUGCAGGAGCAAGAGGAAAGGCUACACCAGCGCCAAGAGAGAGAGCGGCAGCGGGAGGAGGCUAAAGCUGUUAAAGAGAAGAAAAAAGAGGAGGCUCGCAAACUGAAAGAGGAGAGAGAGAGGGAAAGAAAGGAGAAAAGGGAGAAAGAAGAGCGUGAAAAAAGAGAGAGAAAAGAAAAAGAGGAAAAGGAAAAAGCAGAGAAAUUAAGAGCGAAAGAGGAGCAUCGCAAAUCGAAGCAAGAGGCAAAACUUGAAGACAAGAGAAAGAAAGAGGAGGAGAAACGGUUGAAAGAAGAGAAGGAUAGGCUCAAAGCAGAGAAAGCAGAGAUAACACGUUUCCUACAGAAACCGAAGACUCCUCAGCAGGCCACAAAGACCCUUGUGUCUGCCUGUGGAAAGUUUGCUCCAUUUGAGAUAAAGGAGCACAUGGGUCUGGCGCCGCUGACCCGGGUCCAGUGUGAGGAGGCAGUCCUGGAUGAACUGGACCGGUACCUGGCUAAACCUGAUGGAAGCCUGCACGGCCUGAGGGACUGGACCAGAAAUGAGCCCCGCCGAUCAGGCCCAACCAAGCCCAGAAGCACAGACUCUAUGAGGGAGUGUAUAGUGAUAGUUAAGGGGCCUAAACCGGACGGUGUGCCUGACCGGCAGCACUACGGCCGCAUGAAGCUCCUUCAGUUCCGUGAGAACUACCGGCCUGCCUACUGGGGCACGUGGAGUAAAAAAAGCCCCCACAUCUCCCCACGUUACCCUCUCAGACAGGACAAGGACCUGUUGGAUUAUGAAGUAGACAGUGAUGAGGAGUGGGAGGAGGAGGAGCCAGGAGAGUCCCUGUCACACAGUGAAGGGGAGGAUAAUGAUGAGGGAGGUGAAAAUGACGACGAUGAUGAGGAUGGUUUCUUUGUACCCCAUGGUUACCUAUCAGAUGGGGAGGGGGCAUUGGAGGAGGAAGAGGAGGGUGGCGACCCAGAGAAGCAGAAGGUUCAUCAGAAGCUGAAGGCCCGGGAGUGGGAUGAGCUGAUGGCCAAGAAGAAGGUGAAGGUGCUGGAGGCGGUAGUGAGAGGCUGUGUAUGGGAGGGGGAGGGUCCUCCUCUGGAGCUAUUCCAGCAAUUCGCUGUGUGUCUGGUAGAACCCCUGCCCAAGCCGGAGCCCAUCACCCCAGAGGACUACGCACAGAAACUACAACAGAAACUACAAGAAGAUGAGCAGCUGUUGUCCCAGUUGCUGCCACUGCUCCAUGGAAAUGUGAACAGCAAUAAGGUGAUCAUCACAGAGUUCCAGGAGUUUUGUCGCCAGAAAUUGACCUCUACUAUUUCCAGCCCCAAGAACUCAGGAGACAUCCCCACCAGGAUCCGUCUGAAGCGCCUUAUCAAGGGAAAUGCCAUGUAUGAGAAGCGCUCGGCCUACAGACGCUGCUGCUGGUACAUACAUACAGAGGUCCUGGUUCGCUUCAGCCAGGAGGCUCUCCCUGUGCCCUGCCAGUGGAACUACCUCACCUCUGGGGCCCAUGUGUCCCGUGAAGAAGCCUCGGCGGCCACAGGCUCACAGGGCAACUCCCCAACCACCCAACAGACCUCCACCACACCCUCCUCCUCCAACAAGACUCCCUCAUCCUCCAACAAGAGGAAGAGUGCCGGCAGCAUGUCCAUCACCAAGUUCAUGAAGAAGGCUGCCAACCCUGAGCAGGCUCAUGAGAUGGAUGGGUUCCAGGCAGACACAGAGGAGGAUGAGGAUGAAGCAGACUGCGUCAUAAUCCGUACACAGAAAGGAUCUACAAGAAAGGAUACCUCCCCCACAGAGAAUGAGAGCACAGAAAAAAUGGAGGUGACCCCCUCUGAUACGACUGCUCUGGCCCAUUCCCACCCCGGCCACCGCCUAAGAACUGCCCCCUAACUCUGGGGGUGUGUACCCAGUGUCAGAUAGAAUCAGGUCUUCAAUUAAGAUAACAUUCUGUAGUGGCACACAUGCCACCCACACAGUAUUACUUCCCACUCUGCUCCUCUAAGUACCAGACAUCUGCGUGUAAAAAUGAAAGUGUCUGACAGAGAAACUUAUUAGGACAUGGUAUAUUUUAGUCCAAUGCUCAACCAUUUUAUUACUUGGUUCAGUUGGAGUGUCAGACAUGUUUAUAUGGAUGUCUUUUCUUGGUGAGGAGUGGAAGGUGGCUCAGACAGUCAAGACUCUGCUACUACGGUAGAUUGGGUGGCCAUUCUAGUAGUUGCUGUGUGCUGGCCCAUGU